This is a messenger RNA of Penicillium atrosanguineum, 1707 nucleotides long. RefSeq names its product arrestin (or S-antigen), N-terminal domain protein. Gene Ontology annotation, biological process: ubiquitin-dependent endocytosis. The transcript has 5 exons. Gene Ontology annotation, cellular component: cytosol; cytoplasm; plasma membrane. The record is from RefSeq and is a predicted model, not a curated record. Lineage: Eukaryota; Fungi; Ascomycota; Eurotiomycetes; Eurotiales; Aspergillaceae. Gene Ontology annotation, molecular function: protein-macromolecule adaptor activity; ubiquitin protein ligase binding. Bases 1 to 1707 code for a protein of 568 amino acids.
AUGUCCGCGACGAUCCUGCUUGACAGCCGGCACACCCACUACACAAAUCUUGACUUCCUUUCGGGCAGGGUUGUCUUGCAUCUGCCCACUGAAGCUGCGAUUGGAGGUAUCCAGGUCAAACUGGAAGGCGAGAGCCGUACCAGGUUGUCUGGACCUCGCAAUCCACACAAUGUGCACUCGGACAAGAAGAGGACGGAGCUAGAGGUGCACAAGAUCCUUUACAAAGUUGAAACCGUCUUCCCCACCGCGGCUGUCAUGCAAUCUGGGUCGCCCGCAUCCUCCUACACUUUCGCCGCUGGAUCAUAUGAAUACCCCUUCCAGUUCAAAUUCCCUUUCAAUAAUUCAUGCAACCCCAGUAAUAGCAUGCUCACCAACCUCAACUUCAGUGGGUUGAAGGUGGAAAUGGCUCGCGAUACCAGCCGCCACGUCAAGAAGACUCUUCCUCCUUCAUUUGGUGGUUUUCCUGGAAUGGCAGACAUCAAAUACUUUGUGAAGGUCACAGUUAUCAGGCCGCAAUUCUAUAAAGAGAAUAUUCGAGCUAUUGUGCCAUUAAAUUUCCUCCCCAUUGAGCCGCCUCGCACAGGGAAUCCCAACGAGGAAACUUAUGCUCGACGACAACAUCAGUUCUCCAAGACCAUAGAGAGCCGGAAAAAGAGUAUCUUCACAAGAGGGAAUAAUCCCUUCCGAGAUACCCCGGAACCUCCGCGGGUGUCUGUGGAUGCUCGACUCCCAAACCCUUCUAUUCUCACCUGCAACGAACCUGUCCCACUUCGUCUCAUGGCCAAAAAGCUGACAGAUUCACCGGACAUCAUCUUCCUGCAAAUGCUGCAAAUUGAGCUCAUAGCUUACACCAAGAUUCUGGCGCAUGAUCUCACUCGGCAGGAGAGUACCUCUUGGGUCAUUAUGAGUCGGAGCAAUAUGGCGAUGCCACUCGGCAGGUCGGAAGAUCCGGUGGGUACUGAAUGGGCCCUCGAUCCGACGCUAUGGGCCACUCUAUCUCUACCUAACUCCGUGGCCCCAUCAUUUGAAACCUGCAACAUUGAAAGAGCUUACGAGUUGGAGGUUCGAGUCGGCAUAACUCACGGCAGCGCUUAUAACAUGAAGCCCCAACUAAUUGUCCUUCCCCUGCGAAUGCCAGUCAAAAUCUACUCUGGAAUCGCUCCCCCUCAGGCCCUUCUGGACGCCAUCGCCGCCGCAGCAGUACAGCCAAGCCCUUCCAAACCAACAGCACCAACAGUCCCGGACACAAACAGCAGACCCACCAUGCCACUCCGGCCAUCUGGAGCCCCUGACGCAGCGCAAUCUGGAACCACAUAUGAUGACGCGCCUCCCAGCUACGAGGAUACCAUGGCAGAAAACUUAAGCCCGGUGGAUGGACCACGCCGCGAGUAUCACCCACCAGACGCCAGCACAGUGGAAUCUGGAACUGAUGCCAAAUCCCCAGUCCAAAAGGUUAAGGCCCGUGAGGACGGCCCUGCGGCAGACGGUUCUACGCUUCCCCAGGAACGUGGACGUGAACGCCGCUCGUCCUCCGAGUCCUUUGACAUGUUGCCCACCACUCCGCCCGAAUCUAUUUCCGGAUCCCCUCCUAUCUCGCCCGUCAGACGAGCCCAAAGUACCGUGAAAGUUUCUCGGAACCCAAUUGAAGAGGAAAGCCCCCGCAAUACCAACAAGUCGCGGAUAACCUGCCCAAGGUUCAGACUGUGA